Molecule: messenger RNA, 2720 nt
Organism: Octodon degus (degu)
Lineage: Eukaryota; Metazoa; Chordata; Mammalia; Rodentia; Octodontidae
Gene: Stac2
Product: SH3 and cysteine rich domain 2
Exons: 11
Coding region: 300-1535 (411 amino acids)
Biological process (GO): positive regulation of protein localization to plasma membrane; positive regulation of voltage-gated calcium channel activity; skeletal muscle contraction
Cellular component (GO): extrinsic component of cytoplasmic side of plasma membrane
Molecular function (GO): protein binding
Source: RefSeq, a predicted model, not a curated record
GGGCGCCGGCCGGGCCGGGAGGGGCGCGAUGGGCGGGCGCAGAGGGAGCGGCGGGCCGGGCUCGGACAGCUCGGCUGCCGCCCGUUUGCUCGCACCCACGUCCCCUGCCCGCACCGGUCGUAUUCUCUGCAGACUGUCGGUCCCCGCGCCUGGGGUCCCAGCAACUUUUCCCGCCCGAGCCCCGGGGCGGGGGCUGCUGUGUCCGGGCGAGGUCCUCCUGAGGGGCUCGGGGCGCGAUCACCUAGGGGACGGCGGGGCCGGUGAGUCGCCUGCCGUCGGGGCCGGUCCUGUCCCCGACCAUGACCGAGAUGAGCGAGAAGGAGAAUGAACCCGAGGACGCGGCCGCCCGCAGCUCCGCGGGGACUGGGUCGGUGACCCAGGAAACUAAGCUGCAGCGGUUCAAGCGCUCGCUGUCCCUCAAGACCAUCCUAAGGAGCAAGAGCAUGGAGAACUUCUUCCUGCGCUCCAGCUCCGAGCUCAAGCGUCCCACCGAGGUGCUGCUCACGCCCCCGACCCCGCUGCCCCCGCCCUCCCCGCCGCCCACGUCCUCUCCAGCACCCUCCCCCUGUCCAGCGCUGCGCCCCCUGGCACCGCUUAAGCCUUCCAGGCUGCACGGCUUCCAGGAGUACGUCUUCAAGCGCGCCAGCCCAUGCCAGCUGUGCCACCAGCUCAUCGUGGGAAACUCCAAGCAGGGCCUGCGCUGUAGGAGCUGCAAGGCCAGUGUCCACCUCUGGUGCUCAGAGGAGACCUCCCACCAGCAAUGCCCGGGCAAGACGUCUGCCUCCUUCCGCCGCAACUUCAGCUCCCCGCUCCUGGUGCACGAGCCACCACCAGCCUGUACCCUGAGCAGAGAGUCCCUACCCACAGCAGGGCCCGGUGGGAAGGUGGACCCGGUAUACGAGACCCUGCGCUAUGGCACGUCCCUGGCCCUGAUGAACCGCUCCAGCUUCAGCAGUACAUCUGAGUCCCCCACGCGGAGCCUGAGUGAGCGCGACGAGCUGGCUGAGGACGGGGAGGGCAGCAUCCGCAGCUCUGAGGAGGGGCCCAGCGACGGUGUGUUCACAUCCCUGGCUGAGAGCGAAGAGUCAGGAGCAGAGGAGCGGAGCCCUGGGCAGCAGCGCCCACCCAGCGCUUCUCCCCAGCCCCCCAAGGCGACCCUGCGGAAGGAGGUGGGGCCCAUGUACUCCUACGUAGCCCUCUACAAGUUCCUGCCCCAGGAGAGCAACGACCUGGCCCUGCAGCCUGGAGAUCGAAUCUUGCUGGUGGAUGACUCCAACGAAGACUGGUGGAAGGGCAAGAUCGGCGACCGCGUGGGCUUUUUCCCGGCCAAUUUUGUGCAGCGGGUAAGGCCAGGCGAGAACGUGUGGCGCUGCUGCCGGUCCUUCUCGGGAAGUAAAGAGCAGGGUUACCUGAGCCUCAAGGAAAACCAGAUCUGCGUUGGCGUGGGCAGAAGCGGAGAUGCAGAUGGCUUCAUCCGUGUCAGCAGCGGCAGGAAGCGGGGCCUAGUGCCGGCUGACGCCCUGAAUGAGAUCUGAGGGCUCAGGGCGAGUGGAGCUGCCUGUGCCCUGACUGGCAUCUGAUGGGAAGGGGUGCGGGCAUCCUGACACCCUGCUUCUUCUGCCCCUCUCCCCCUCUCCCGGGACCCUCAACCCUUGGGAGGUUUUAUUUCUUGGGUGAGGCACCCUGCUGGGCUGAUCCCCUGGGACUGGAAGUUGGAAGCUGUAGGUAGGUCCCCCACAGUGCCUGGGUACCCCAAAUCUGGCCACUGCACUGAGUCCUGUGUUGGACAGGCCCCUAGGAUACCCAGACUCCCCACCUGCCCGUGCAGCCUCUGCAUGCCUGAACCCACGCCUUCAGAGCCUUUGCUUGGGUCUGUUUACACCGGCCCCUUUGUAAGUGGCACUAUGGGGGCUUUCUGCACCCCUCAGCCCUUUGCCCCCGAGGGGGGAUCCAGUGCCAUGGCAGGGCCCCUGGGCCCCCUCUUAGUCUCCACGUCUCUGUCACCUCUUCACUUCUCAGGCAAGUUCUGCAGGAAUCUCUCCCACUACUUGAAACCUGGUCCUACAGAGGGGGGAGGGCAGAGGUCUCCACAGAUGUGACAAGUUGAGACUGUCCCCUCAAUAGAUGAUCACCACAGAGCAAUCUGGGCUCGGAAAGUGGCCUGAGAACCAGUCCCGGCCCACACUUGGUCCAAACCACCCCAUGUCACCUUCAGGUUGCCCUGACAACAGCGGGACACCCCUCCUUCACCCUUCUCCGGUUCUUCAGGACAGGGGGCUGUGUGUCCCUUUGUAGCUGUCUGCCCCUUUGUCCUGGACACAUCAGAGGAAGAGGGGGAGGAGACAGGCAAGGAUGAAGAAUUCUGGAGUCCCAGGAAAUGAGGGGAGCAGGACCGGAGGGCCAUCCCACGAGACCUCCGUCUUGCAGGCUGCUUUAUUCUGGUGCCAGCUUUCCUUCCCCAAGCUCGGAGCCUCCUGUUGUGCCCUUGGUCAUGCCAGCCAAUGCCCCCCUCCCGGGCAGUCACAACCCCCAUGGUGAGAGGCACACAGGUUCUCCCCUUCUCCUCCUCAGAGGGGGCUCAAGCCACACUGCCCUGUUUGCUGCCAUGAGGCCCCCCAGCGAUACCCCCGGGGCGGCCGAUGCCCACUGUACACCAGGCUGCAUGGCGGGUCUGUCUGGCCCUGCGGAGCCCCAGGCCCUAAUUAAAUGUAUUUUGUCCC